Messenger RNA from Oppia nitens, 1150 nucleotides. RefSeq names its product L-seryl-tRNA(Sec) kinase-like. Gene Ontology annotation, molecular function: kinase activity; tRNA binding. The transcript has a single exon. The coding region runs from base 16 to 867 and encodes 283 amino acids. Lineage: Eukaryota; Metazoa; Arthropoda; Arachnida; Sarcoptiformes; Oppiidae. The record is from RefSeq and is a predicted model, not a curated record.
AACUUUAUUUAAUAAAUGACUGCAAAUGGAUGUCUACUAUUGAUCUGUGGCYUACCGGCCAUCGGUAAGUCUCGACUGGCCAAUAGUCUGGUCCACCGAUCGAUUACUAUCGGGUCAAACGUGUAUYACUCGCCCGACAACAACAACAACUUCUUYACGUUUAAGAUAUCAGUGGACGACUUGAUGUCAGUUAAGGAUCAGUCCUUUCAUAUACAUCUGAACGGCAUUUGGCGGCAAUUCAGACGUMAUAUAGUGAUUGCAACCAAACUUUUUGUCCGUAAAUUGACACAAAAUGAUCAACUCUUGACCCAUGAAGACACUGAAGAUGUUAUGACACUGUUAGACAUCAUUUACGAGUGCAACCAAACUGUUAUCAAUCAAUGGCGAAGACAAACAACUUCAGCGGACAAUAAAAAAUUUGUUAUUAUUAUUGACGACAAUCUUUACUACAAGAGUAUGCGUUACGAGUGGUACCAGACAUGCAAAGAGCUAUCAUUGGGUUUCGCUAUAAUUAUGAUCAACACUUCACUGGAAUUGUCACUCAAUAGUAACCGACUUAGAGAUGAAGACAAACGAUUGCCCGACGAUGUUAUCGUACGAAUGUCUGAACGCUUUGAAUGUCCGCAACCGUCGGCCGAACCGUUCGAACAGAAAACUUAUUUUCUUAGAGCUGACACAACUAUUGAUCACAAAAUCGACGACUCAUUGAUUGAAUUCAUUACCGAUGCGAUCGGCGAACCAGUUGUMGAUCAGACUAUUCGAUUGCCAAUAGAGGAACAGUUGAGACAAAGGCUUAAUACAGAGUCAAGAAUAAUGUUAUUCACAAAAUUGAUUGUCUUCUGCGACAACUCGUCGGAGAAUUGGUGAACAAAUCAUCGGAUAAGAAGAGUUGUGCAAAAGUGUUGAACUCAUCGAAGAAGUGUUUGUUACACGACUUAAAACAAUCGCCGAGUUUUUUAUCACAAACUAUUGCCAAACAAUUGGUCUCUGAUUGUGAUGAUUGCAGUGUCAAUGGUCUGCACUUUAGUGAUGAUAUCAGACAGUGUUUUACUAAACUUUUAUUAGAUAUCUAUUGACAGUAUUGUACAGAAAACUARUAAAUACAUAGAUAUAAUCAAAUUUAUAUUUUAAUUAUSAAUAAWUUUUUAAC